UCUCUGGCCUUCCAUCUUCGGUGAAUAAUACUCUGUUCGACAAGAUGCAUCCCCUGUUUGGAAUGUGCUUUGUUCUCUUUCAUUUUCUGUUGCCCUGUACCUCUGCAAUUACUGAUGAGCAAAGUCUUAUAGAUUUCAGGAAAUCCAUCACCUUGGAUCCUCUAAAUUCCUUAGCCAAUUGGGUCCCUACUGUUCACUUCUGCAAUUGGACUGGAGUUACUUGUAAUUCAGCCAGAAACAGAGUGCAAUUGCUUGAGUUGGCAGAUAUGCAAUUAGAAGGUACCAUCUCCCAUUCAAUUGGCAACCUCUCAUUCCUUACACAACUCGACCUCAUCAACAACAGUUUUGUAGGCCAAAUUCCACAGGAAAUAGGGCGAAUUCAAGGUUUAGAGGCUCUCUAUCUUUCAAUCAAUCAUUUACAGGGCUCUAUUCCAAGGAAUUUGACUUCCUGCAAGGAGUUACAAGAAUUGAACCUCGCUGCUAACCAAUUGACUGGAACAAUUCCUCCAGAAUUGAGUAUGCUUACAAAUCUUCGUGUCCUUCAACUCGGCUCCAACAAUCUUUCUGGUAACAUCCCUCCCUCCUUAGGAAAUCUCUCUCAUCUCGAAGUAUUGUAUAUGGAAGAUCUUGAACUUGAAGGUCACAUUCCACCAGAACUGGGAAAUCUAUCUAACUUGACCUCUUUUCUCCUCUUUGAGAAUCGCCGUUUAACUGGCCCUAUUCCUUCAUCAAUCUCAAAUUGUUCGCGCUUGAUCGAAUUGGGCCUCUAUAGCAACAGUUUGACUGGUAGUAUUCCACUAGAAUUGGGCAAGCUAUCUCGCCUUACAGUUCUAUAUCUAUGGGACAAUCAGCUGAAAGGCACCAUCCCAGCCACAAUUGCCAAUUGUACACAACUGAGUGAACUUGAUUUGGAGCUCAACCAUCUCAGUGGAGAAGUACCAUUGGUGUUGAGCAGGCUUUCAAAGCUUCAAACACUGAGCCUAUCGUCUAAUCAACUUGUUAGCGGCAGCUCAGACACCAUUCCCAUUCUUACUGCCCUUCAGAAUUGCACCGUCCUGAAAAGCAUAUUGAUUCAUGACAAUUAUUUGACUGGAAACUUGCCAGAGCAGCUUCCAAAAAAUCUUACUCUGUUGUCACUAUAUAGAAAUAAUAUAACAGGAAUUAUACCUUCACUUAUUGCCAACAUAACCUACUUGAGAGACCUUGAUUUGUCAUUCAAUCUCCUUACAGGCCGCAUCCCAUCCUCUCUCAGAAGCCUGGGUAAUUUGCAAAGAUUAUUGUUGGAUAACAACAAGCUAGAAGGAAGCAUACCCAGUGAGAUUGGUGAAAUAAAAAGCCUUGGGAAGCUAUCAGUGAGCCAUAAUAAGCUUUCUGGAGAGAUCCCUGAUACAAUUGGUAGCCUUCAACAGUUAACGCAUCUUGUGCUUAACCACAACAAUCUAUCCAGGAAUAUACCUGCAAGUUUGGGAAAAUGCUACAAAUUGCAAUUGCUGGAUCUCUCCAACAAUCAGCUCAGUGGACUCAUACCCCAGGAAGUGGCUAGUCUUGCUAAUUUACAGUUUUAUUUCAAUUUAUCCAGAAACUUCUUGGAGGGAUCUCUGCCCAUGGAGAUUGGAAAGAUGAUUCAUGUUCAAGCUAUUGAUGUUUCAGCUAACAGGUUAGAAGGUACAAUUCCAGCUACUCUGGAAAGUUGUGAGCAACUUGAAUAUCUGAAUUUAUCUUCCAAUGAAUUGCAAGGGCCAAUACCCAGUUCUCUCAGUGGAUUAAAAACUCUUGUAAGCAUGGACCUGUCUUUCAACAAUCUUUCAGGUUUGAUCCCUGUGUCUCUUAGGUCGCUGAAUAUGCUUCAAUAUUUGAAUUUGUCGUUCAAUAACUUCAGUGGAGAAAUCAGAGAAGAGGGCAUCUUUAAAAAUUUGACAGCUGCAUCAUUUAUGGGAAAUACGUUUCUCUGUGGAGAAUGGAUCGAGUUACGUUCAUGCUCUGUUCUCAAUACUCAGCCAAAAGACCACACCAACAGAACUAAAAUAUUAGCAGCAGUGGGUGGAACCAUUGGCUUCCUGUUUGUUUGUUUGUUGAUCUUGGGCCUAAUUUACAGGAGGCACAAGGUCAACUCCGAUGCUCAUAGUGACAUUUUGCCCCUGAAACUAAUGGAUGACAAGGGGAUUUCCUAUCAAGAAAUCGUUAAAGCCACUGAUGGGUUCAACGAGAAAAACUUGUUAGGGACUGGCAGCUUUGGCUCAGUGUACAAAGGCAUUAUGGAUGAUGGUAAAAUUGCUGCUUUCAAACUUCUAAAUUUGCAAAAUGAGGAAGCGAGCAAGAGCUUCAGCAAGGAAUGCAAAGUGUUGGCAGAAGUCAGGCACAGGAACCUGGUCAAAAUCAUAUCCUUCUGUUUAGAAUUUGGACACAAAGUAUUGGUUUUAGAUUUCAUGUCCAAUGGGAAUCUGGACACACUACUGCAUUCCAAGGAUAACUCAUUGACCUUCAGGGAGAUAUUGAACAUAGCAAUCGAUGUUAUCCAUGGAUUAGAAUAUCUGCAUCAGGACUGUUUUCUGCAAGUUGUACACUGUGAUAUAAAACCAAGCAACAUUCUUCUGGAUGAUUAUAUGACAGCACAUGUAGCAGAUUUUGGGAUUGCCCAAAUAAUUUGUGGGUCAGAUACAAGUACCACUGAGUCAGGAAGUACUUCCACUCUAGCUCUCAAGGGAUCGAUGGGCUACAUUGCACCAGAGUAUGGAUUUGGUGGGAAGGUAUCCACGAGAGGCGAUAUUUACAGUUAUGGUAUUAUGCUGUUGGAAAUGGUAACUAGAAAGAGUCCAACUGACCAUAUGUUUGUUGGAGGAUUGAACCUCCACAAGUGGGUAAACAUGCAUUUUGAUAACAAAUUGGACGAGAUUGUUGACACGAGCAUGAUGAAGGAAAUAGGAGAAUAUGGAGUAAAUCAGUGUCUCAUUCCAUUCCUACUUGUUGGCUUGGAGUGUUCAAAGGAGUACCCCAGUGAAAGACCCUCAGCCAGAGAGGUGGUAGGAGUACUGAAAACUAUUAGGGGGACUCUCCUUGAAGCUCAUGAAAAUUUGUAAAGCGUGGAUUGCAUGUUGUAUUUAUAUGCUUUGCUUCCAAUGUUUCUUACUACAAUAACUGUUUUGUUGAAAGUCAGAUCACUGUAGUUGUAUUUCAGGAUUUUAUGUUACAGUUAUUUUGGAAUUAAUCAUUAGAAACCAUGAAAGAAAUUUACAUAACAGAUAUCACUGUCCGUUAAGUCAUAAUUCAAGUGUACAAUGUAGAGAGCGUAAACGGAAUUUUGGCUUCUAUAGGCCUCGUUGUCACAUGCUACAGCCUGGUGGUAGCUUUCUGUUCUUGGCAGCUUGUUGCUGCCCCUUCUUUGUAUUAUUAUUUUUGUAUUUUUUGAAAGCCUAUUUUCUAAAGAGGCUUCAUUG
Molecule: messenger RNA, 3434 nt
Organism: Cryptomeria japonica (Japanese cedar)
Lineage: Eukaryota; Viridiplantae; Streptophyta; Pinopsida; Cupressales; Cupressaceae
Product: LRR receptor-like serine/threonine-protein kinase FLS2
Exons: 2
Coding region: 45-3077 (1010 amino acids)
Biological process (GO): protein phosphorylation
Molecular function (GO): protein kinase activity; ATP binding; protein binding
Source: RefSeq, a predicted model, not a curated record